Rosa rugosa (rugosa rose) is the source of this 1150-nucleotide messenger RNA. Its product is annotated as (DL)-glycerol-3-phosphatase 2. Lineage: Eukaryota; Viridiplantae; Streptophyta; Magnoliopsida; Rosales; Rosaceae. Gene Ontology annotation, biological process: glycerol biosynthetic process. The record is from RefSeq and is a predicted model, not a curated record. Bases 37 to 876 code for a protein of 279 amino acids. The transcript is spliced from 6 exons. Gene Ontology annotation, molecular function: sn-glycerol 3-phosphatase activity.
CCAGGUUGCUUUGUAAUUUGGAUCCAAGCCAUCUCUAUGCCAAGACUCCUCUGCCAACGACUAGCUUUCCCAAUUCCCAUAGCUACUUCACCAAUACCUUUUCCUCAUUUCUCCACCAAAUCUCUAAACUUUCCCAAAAACCCAACACCUUAUUUGGCCAUGGCAAAUCCCUCUGCAGCCAAAGCACCAAUCACCCAUGUCAUUUUCGAUAUGGACGGCCUCUUACUAGACACAGAGAAGUUCUAUACUGAAGUCCAGGAAAUUAUACUUGCUAGGUACAAUAAAACUUUUGAUUGGGCUUUGAAAGCAAAAAUGAUGGGAAAGAAAGCAAUAGAAGCUGCUCGGGUUUUUGUUGAAGACACUGGACUUAGUGACUCUCUUACUGCUGAGGACUUUCUAGUUGAAAGAGAGGCAAUGUUGCAGAAGUUGUUUCCAACAAGCGAGCUGAUGCCAGGGGCCAGCAGGUUGAUCAGACAUCUACAUGCGAAAGCAAUACCCUUUUGCUUGGCAACUGGCUCUCAUAAGCGACAUUUCGAAUUGAAAACACAAAGCCAUCGUGAGCUUUUUUCAUUGAUGCAUCAUGUUGUCAACGGUGACGAUCCAGAAGUUAAACAAGGCAAACCCUCACCAGAUAUUUUCCUUGCAGCGUCCAAACGUUUUGAGGGUGGGCCAAUAGAUCCAAAUAAAUGUCUUGUGUUCGAAGAUGCACCCUCUGGAGUUCUUGCAGCUAAGAAUGCUGGAAUGUCUGUUGUAAUGGUUCCAGAUCCAAGGUUGGACAGCUCUUUUCAUGAUGCUGCAGACCAGGUUCUGGGGUCCCUGUUGGAUUUUAACCCAAGUGAUUGGGGUUUGCCUCCAUUUGACAAUCCAGCAAGCUAAACUCUGUUGUACUUAUGCUGCAAUUGGGAAACAACAAUGGGCACAUCAUUGCAUUAUUCUAAAAUUGGUCAGCCACUUGAAAAGUGUGAUUUUUUUUUUUUUUUUCAAGAUUACCAGAUUCCUUUGCUUAUUUGAUAGCUUAACAUACAUGUAAGGGCUAUCGACAGAUGAUGCAAAACUAGACUCGCAUCAACUGCAAUGGUGAGAAAUUUUUUAUCCAGUAUAACCUGUAGAAAUUCCUGAUGAGAAGAAUAUAAAGUUGGAAUUGGUUUAA